Amoebophrya sp. A25 is the source of this 4389-nucleotide messenger RNA. The record is from the annotation of a GenBank genome assembly. NCBI's taxonomy places the organism in Eukaryota, Dinophyceae, Syndiniales, Amoebophryaceae.
CGAAAUCUUGCCAUUUUCGCAUCAAUCUGUGAUAGUGCGAAUCGGAAUGGUGGCACAUGGUCCUUUUCAUAAAAUGGUCCAUUGGUGUUUUGUCUGUAACACAAAAGAAUAAGAUAUGAUCAACGCAAACAGAUGUGUUCAAGCUACGACAAUGAAAUGCAAUUUUUUUCCUCUCGAAUCGGCGAUCCUAUUUCUUAUUUGUUUUGUCCCAAGUAGCUUCGUUGGUUACCGCUUGACAUGAAGUCUAGAUUUGCUGAAUUUAUAACACGAUGACCGUGUCUUCAUCAAAUCAAAAAAGCAUCAAUCAAAUGACAGGACGUUUUUUCCCCGAGGCCCUUUUCCCAUGCUUCAAUGGUAAACUUUUGCUUUUAUGAUCUUUUUGGUCGUUACACCUGUUAAGAUCGGCACUUUGAUUGUAGGUAUCCACUCACCUAGAUCAUUUUCUCUUCGACCUGGGUACGUGAUUGUACAGUUCAGUGAUUCAGAUCUUUUUCGAAAAACAAGAUGACAAGAAUGUUACUUCCGAGACCUCGUUUCUUGUGGUGCUGCUUUCUCGCGCCGCUGUUGCUGCAGUCGAAUCCAUCCGCGCACGAGUUGUAUGUGCCUGAGUUGUAUCGCCGCCCUCUUCGCCUUUUUGUGCCUUCCGACGACAAUCAUGGACCUCCUGCUUCUUCUCCUGGGCUGGAGGAAGACGAAACGAAAGCUCGCGUAGAGAACGACACGGAAACGAUAGAGAUAGUGGACGGCCAACAACUACAAAUAGACAAGAACCCUCCAAAGAACGGCUUACCACAGUUGAACGCGGUGGCAUUGCGCGCGAUCGAAGGACUCCCAGGUCCUAUCUACGCUUUGUCCGCUAUUGGACCCGCACGCGUCGGCAAGAGUUUCUGGCUGGGUCAGAUUGCCAAAAGUCUCCUUACUUCGAAUACUGGCACAGGAACACCACUAGAAAGUAUUUUUGCCGUUUCCGACACAAGCGAGAGCUGUACAGAGGGUGCGUGGGCGUUAGCAGUGGAUCUAGCAAACGUUACGAACAGUAGACAAGAAGCACAAGAACAGGUAUUCGAAAUCGUCGAGGAGCAUCUACCUCAACGAUUGGAGGGGACAGGCAGUACUUUGUCGACAAGCAGUACUAGUCAUCAUGGGUUUGAAGAUCUUCAAGCUGAUGUGUCAUUACGGAACUUACUACCAUCACGCGGUACACUUUUGCUCUUGGAUUUACAAGGCAGCGACAAGGGCUCCGAAACGGAAGUGGCACUAGCGGACCAACUGACAGCGAUUCUAGCCCGGUUUUCAAGUCGAUCUCUUUUUUUCCUAGAUCGUCACGUCGAGGCAUCAAAGUUGGAGUUUUUUGAUCGUGUCGCUUUCACGGGCAAAGCCCUACGUCGGGAUUCAGCGUUCCUUCCAGCAACUACUUUCGUCAUACGACAUCCGCUGCGACUUCCAAAGCAGUAUACGACACGCGUCGACGAGUUUCGUGCGGUACUGGGCACUGAAAGGUGGGAUGUAGCCUCUUCUCGCGUGUUGGAGCUUCCAGAAAUUGACGUCGAAAACGGGACACUAGUCUUACAGCAAGCACGCAAACUCAUGGUGGACUUGUUGAGUGGUGUGGGAGGAGCACAUGAUGACACGUUGGAGUCAAGCCUGUUUGGAGGUACUAGGUUCCUUUUGGUAUUUGUUAUUCUGCAACUAAGACUAGACGCUUACAGUACUUGAACAUUCGGUGAAAGCUUAGUAGAGGUUUUCAUUACGUGACUUUCUAAGCAAGUUCUGACUUUGAUGUCGUGCAAAGAACCUAUUUAAUUAAUCUAAAACUCUGUCUCCUACAUCAAAAAUUGUCUGUCCCCCAGGUGACAACGCAGAGCUCUUGCCGCCUUUGCGCCUGCAGGAAGGUGGACUUCUCGAUGGUGCGGGAUUUCGUCAGAUGCUCUCGCAAACCGUAGAGUGGUUGCAGAGCAAGGAGCGCAAUUUGGACGACUUCUUUUUCCGUGAAGCUUCUGUUCGCACCAGGGUUUGUCGGGCCCGCUUCGCGCUACUGGAAAAAGAAUUAGAAGACCGAGUGCGUACCGGCAUGGGAUUGGACGGCCCUAGUAACCCGAGUGGAUCAACUGUAGACGCUUUUUCUUUGGAGGACACUUUUUUGAACUGGUGUCCACACGACGAGGCAUUACGAAAACGUGCUGUUGCUUUAGUUGAAGCGACGCGGAAGAAGCUAGUGGGAGGACCGAUUUGGCAGGCUGUAUCGUUCAUUUUCCGGGCUGGUGUGUUUGUGCUCAUCCAGCUGCCCAACGAAACAGCGAGCACCGUGCGAAAUGCGACCUUCUUGGUGAGCUCCAGUAUACUUGCAACUCGCGAGCGUCUUGUCUUUGUUGCUGGCUUAAUUCUUCUCGCAUGCCUGUACAAAAUAUUGAGUGGCAAAUCGACGACGCAGAUGGUGCGCAAUUUCUCGGUGGGUGCCCUGCGGCACAGUUUUUACGGACUUCGAUGCAGCAUCACGUGUCUUGCACCCUGCUUGCUGCUCAGCAACCGCAGCUUCCGCCGAGUAUGGACGCCCAUUGCAGACGAGGCUCGCGAAUGGUUCCACACGAUUGCGGAACGGCUUUGCACAAUGCUGCUUGCGGCACAGUCGAUGUCGGAGAACACCGGAAAAGCAGCAGGGGAUCUUCAUGGAUUGUCGAGCAAAAUUCCGCUUGCGGGAGGCAGUCAGACUUCUAGCACGUGGUGCGGAGUUGGCAGCUACGUGCUCGUUGAAUUCUUUGGUUCCAACAUUGACUACCUCCUGUACGGGUUGCUCAUCGCUUUUCUGUGGUUCGCCGUACCACAACUGCUUAUCCUGGUGGACGCCUUGCUGGUGCAACGAUUGCUACUGCCUUUCGUCAUUGAUCCAAUUUGCGGGUCUGUGUUUGGAAAGCGAUUUUUCGUGCACUCGAAUAGAAGAGCAGGAGGAGGUGGUGUGAGUACUACUACUAGUAGUAGCAUUAGUUCUUUCAAUACGAAUGUCGACGAAUCCGAUGAUGAGGAGCUUUUGUUUGAUGCCGGUCCGGUGCGCCACAAUUUGGAGGUAGGUGUUCUAGCUAAUGGAAAGAACGUAGCAUUUGGUGAUGAUGGCGAAGAAGUCAACGUCUCGGUCGGAUAUGGUUCUCGAGUGGUUUGUGCCCGCACUUUAUCGCGUGUGCUAGCACUGCUGCGAGAGUUGGUUUCAGUACCAGCGUCGUUUACCGACUUAAUCAGGCUGCAUGUUUUUGACUACGAGCGGCGGCCGAAGGUCGAAAACCGUAAGAAAACGUGGGAUUUAAGUCAUUCUGAGCAUCGAUCCUACACAGAACAGAAGAUUGCGGAACUGCUAGCGAGCGACGCCUACCGCCUCCGAGUCGAGAUGCUGAAGACGCAACAAGCCGUGCCAGCCACUUGGGGGUGGAAGGCGCAUUACGCGCGUUUCGCAAAGGGUACUGCAGUGCCAGCCACUGGACGUGCAGACUCAACAAACACAGAGGCAACAAACGAGCUGCUGUCUUCAUCAGGAGGUAGCAUUGCGCGAUCACGUUCGAAAAGUGGCCGCAACAAGAAAAUGGGCCGAGCUAGCAAUGCAGGUGACAAGACAAGUCGAAGUUCCCGCAGUACGGCGUGCAGCAGUCAGCACGAAGAAGAGGGUGAAGACGAUCAUAUAAUCGACGAUGUAUCAAAAAGAAUCCACCAAAUCUACGCAAUGCUUGGAACUGCGAAGUGAAAGAUGAAGAUGAACUAAAAGCUGCAUUUAAGACUCAUAAUUAUUGUUUUCGUACUCAAAGUUGCGAAGAAAAUGUUCGAUUCCCUUCUGUAUGUGUUAGAAGUCCAGAAAGUGAAAAGCGACCUGUGGAUGCACCUGAAAGGCGUAGUUGCAAUUCUGACACACAUUCCAACGUUGUCUUUGAGUAAAAACUUGAUGUUCAUAUGAUGAGAACACAUGUCAAUAUGAUGUUUCGAGUGUUGUACAAAUUCACGUCAGACAACUCUUGUUCAUGUGAAUACCAAUAUCUACAUGCAUGUUGAUCUGUUUUUUGUCUUCAAUCGUUUUUGAAUGUAUUUUGAUUGAGUAGUAAUGUACCGAUCCCGCACAUUCGACUUCCUUGAAGUUUCGAUGUCGGUCACGAGUAAAAUUCCUAGUGUAAUAGCUGAUAUUUUCUCCUCUCAACUGUCAUAAAAUGUACACAAUUGUUUGACGCGUAGCGCAACUCUCCAGUUCAAGGAAAGAAGAUUAAGAGGUGCGAUGAAUAGAUUGAUAUAACAAGAAGGUUGUACCACAAGAAGAUGGUAGAAUCGAGAGAAAGAGCAUCGUGGCGGCAGCGUCAAAGAUUUGUAACCUAAGUUACAAGUCAAAGAUUCGCGACAUCGAAGAAUGGCUGAGGCCAC